AUGGAGCCUAUCCCUAAUGGUGAUGGCGAUGCCAUGAUAGAACACCAUCCUCACCACGAUGCAUCGGGCAUGGAGAGGAAGAUCACCCUCUCAGGCAUGGUGAAACCUGUUGCUGGUGGUAUCAUAUCAGGCUUGGUGAUUGUCUUUCGUAUUGUAUCUCUAGCAUCAGUAUAUUUUUCUGACCCUUUAAUAGCACCAUGGAUAGGUGUAUGUCAGAACUCUAUAUUGAUAUCAGCAAUGCUGAGUCAAUUAUUCCAUUGUAAUCAUAAAAUCAAAGGGCUUAUAGCAGCCCCUUCAAGUGUUGGUCUACCCUUUCUAUCCACCAUAACAGCAGCUUAUGUUGAUGCUGCUGGUAAUAAUGCUAAACUAGCCGUAUCUGAAGUACUCACGAUAUUUGGUGCGACUACUCUGGCCUUCGGAUUAUUCCUGUCUAUCGUUGUCCUCAUUGGAAGGGAUUAUCUAGACACUAUCAAGUCGGGCUUCCCUCAACCCGUCAUAUAUGGUUUCUUCACUGCUGUGGGUCUGGCUAUGUGCAAGUCGUCCAACGACACAGCUGUAGGGUUUACCAUCAAGACCUUUGAUGACUUUGUAAGUAUGAUACAGGAUAAGACCCUCCUUUUACAGUCUAUAGCUGGUUGUGUAUGUGGCCUUAUGAACAGGUUUGGCAAUAGAUGGUUUCCCAAUCCUCUCCUCUUACCUUGUAUUUUCAUAAUUGAACUGUUCCUAUUGUAUGGACUAGUGUGUGGUAUAUUGGAUCUAUCAUUGGCGGAUGCUCGAGAAGAACGAUGGCUAUUCGGCAGCCUGCCUUACCAACCUUUGAGUGCUCUGGUCGAGGACUAUGGUAACCCUUUGAAAUUCGACUAUGGCUACCUGUUCUCCGAAUACUCUGUUGCCAUAUUCUCGAUGUUUGUCGUUUACUUUGUUGAUAUGAGUGCAGGGGCAGUUGUGAGUACCACGCCCCAAUGCUGGGUCGAUCAUCCCAUCUCUCAGGUUCCAUUGGAAGCUACUUCACAUGUGGAAUUGAAUAUGAAAUCCGAGAUUGAGCGAGCCGCUAUAUCCAACUCCGUGUGUGGUCUCAUAGGAGGUUCCGCAUCCUAUGUAUCCUACUCUAACACUCGUAUCAAUCAAGAUGCUGGAGGAGGCACCACACGUUGGUCCGGCUUCUUCUAUGCCCUCACAUGUUUCCUAUGGCUUCUUGUGGGUCAAGACUUGCUACAGUUUGUUCCCAAGCCCUGGGUUGCUGGUAUGCUGUAUCAUAUAGCUUUCGGUUAUCUACUUGAUGGUUUAUGGGAACCUCGUCAUCUUGUAAAUGCUUCCGAGAAGUUUGUCGUGGCUCUGAUUGCGGUAGCAUAUCUAUUCAAAGGAGUCGUAUGGGCCAUCUGUGCUGGUCUAGCUUUAUGCUGCAUUUACUUCACCCUGCGUGUGUCCUCAGCACCAGUAGUUACCUUCGAGACUGAUGUUAGGAGUACCAAGGCACGGACCAUCGAGGAGAUUAACAUUUUGGACAACUCCUUUCAAGACAAGACUAUUGUUGUUGCUAAGACCAUAGCUAGUAGUCUCUUUUUCGGGUCUGGUGCCAGAUUCUCCCAAGCUCUUACUAGCUACACGAGUGAUUUUAAGAACACUCGUUAUUUAGUGUUAGACUUCGAAUCCCUAACUUCCAUUGAUUCAAGUGCUCUGGUAUCGCUGAAUAAGAUACCCAGCCUAUUGCCAAUGACCGAUGGUGGUGGUGGUAGCUUUGUCAUUGCUAAUUUGACCAAAGAUAGCCAGGUGGAGCAGGUUAGAGAGUUCGUGAAGAAAGCUAAAGUUUUCGACGACUUGGACACUGCUUUAGAGUAUGUAGAGGAUAAAUGUAUUGUCACUCAGCUGUCGCAGUUUGAGAUGCUGGAGUCUGGUAUGGGGCUUGGUCCGAUCUCGCGGCUUUCGUCACGAGUAUCAUCUAAUGCAGCUGGUGCUGAGGAGGAAGAUGAGGAAGCUAAUCGCCUUUUAUCGGAAACCUUUGGGUCUUCAGCUGCUGCUGGGUUGAAUAGUUAUGCUAAUCUGCCAGCACUUGAUAGCUAUGAGGAUCUUGCCAAUCUAUCAUAUGAUAUGUACGAUCAACAUCAACAACAACAGAUGGUAUACGAGACAGAGGAGGAUAGAGUGACCAUUAUGAACAAUCUGUGCCGGAAACUAAUUGGGAAAGUAUUCGGUUAUGAGCUCAUAAAUACCCUCGCAACCAAGAUGCAGCAUAUAGAGGUAUCUCGUGGUGAUGUCGUUUAUGAAGAGGGUCAGAUAGCAAGAGGAGCUUAUCUAUUGAUAUCCGGGGAACUCAGCUUGUACACUGGCCCUUCCCCUUACACAGGCCAGAAUAGGCCCAGCUAUGGAUAUACCGAGGACUAG
Perkinsus marinus ATCC 50983 is the source of this 2382-nucleotide messenger RNA. RefSeq lists its product as hypothetical. Lineage: Eukaryota; Perkinsozoa; Perkinsida; Perkinsidae. The transcript has 8 exons. Gene Ontology annotation, cellular component: membrane. The coding region runs from base 1 to 2382 and encodes 793 amino acids. The record is from RefSeq and is a predicted model, not a curated record.